AUGGGUAUCAAAGGUAUCUAUCCGGAGAUCGGUCCCGGCGAGCGCAUUUCGCUCUGCAAGCUGGCCAUCCAAACCCUCGAGGAAAAGCGCCGCCCUCUGCGCAUCGCCAUCGACAUCUCGAUAUGGCAGUUCCAGAUUCAGGCGGCCCGAGGCGGCGCCAACGCUCCCACUCGCACGCUCUUCUACCGUCUCGCCCGCCUGCUCGGCCACUCGAUUCAGCCCAUCUUCGUCUUUGACGGCCCCAACAAGCCAGCCUUCAAGCGGAACCGUCGCUCCACCACACGAGGUGGUGCAACCGGUGAUGUCGUAUCCAAUGCCAUGGCUAAACGCAUGAUCCGCCUCUUCGGUUUCCAGUUCCACGACGCCCCCGGCGAGGCCGAGGCUGAGUGUGCUCUUCUGCAGCGCCGCGGGAUUGUCGACGCCGUAUUGAGCGAGGACGUCGACACUAUAAUGUUUGGCUGUACUCGUACCCUCCGCAACUGGUCCUCGGAAGGUGUCAGGGGAUCCAAGGAGCCGACACACGUGUCCAUGUACGACUCGGCGGCCAUCAAAGCACAACAUUCCGGUCUGGAUAGGGAGGGGAUGGUUCUUGUUGCUCUGAUGAGUGGAGGAGACUACAUCCCUCAGGGAGUUCCCGGAUGCGGCGUCAAGGUCGCAUGCGAAGCCGCUCGGGGCGGGUUUGGUCAUUCACUCUGUCGGAUCAAGAAGUCCGACAUCGGUGCGCUGGCCGAAUGGAAAGAGAAGCUGCUGGCUGAGUUGAGGGAUAACAAAAGCGGAUUCUUCAGGGUUCGCCACAAGGCAUUGGUUAUACCUGAUGACUUCCCAAGCCUCGAGGUCUUGAGAUACUACACUCAUCCCGUUGUAUCCCAAGACGAAACCUUGGAACGCCUGGAGAACUCCUUCCCCUCAAACAACAGUCUCGAUGUGCAAGGCCUACGGCAGUUUGUUGCAGAGACCUUUGACUGGACGGGCAAGCUGGGUGCUAUCAAAUUCAUCAGGGUGCUUGCCCCUAGUCUUCUUGUACAAAAACUCCUACAAAAACCGUCGGCCGAGGAAACAGACAUGGAACAUCUCAUAAAGGACAUAUCAAAGAGCCGUACCCACUUCACCACAGAUGGCACAAAGGAGGUUCGAGUGUCCUUUGUCCCCACGAGCAUCAUUGAUAUCGAUCUCGACAAGGAACCAGAAGAGAGCCCUGAAGCAUUCGGCCGUGGUGGGCUGGCUCUGAAUAGUGACGAUGAUCUAGAGGAACUCGAGCUGGGAGGUAAUGGGGAGUCAGGGGCUGCAAGGCCAGGUCCCAAGAAGGUCUUCGACCCAACCCAACCAUGUUCGGAGUGGAUCCCGGAACUCGUUCUCCAGUUUGGAGCUCCAAAGGCCCUGAGGGAUUGGCAUACUAAGCUGGAAGCCAAGUCUGCGACGGCGCAAAAGGUGUCAAAUACAACGAGAACACGAAAAUCCAAGACCGCGAAUAUUCAGUCAGGUGGCCUGGAUAAGUUUCUAACAGUCACCAAGAAGCCCUGCAGCAUUGCAAAAGCUGUCGUCACUUCUGAAUCCCAAGUAACCUCUGGCCUUGCCACGACAAAGUUCGGUCCAGGAACGCACAACCUUCCGGCCACCAAGAUAAUUCAUACAGCCAGCGGCCAGUCCACAGCUUCGGCGCGGAACAGCAGUAAGCAAAGCAACACCAUAAAUACCAAGAAACCACAGGCCAAGUCAAACACCAAUCGUCAGGUCCCUCUUCCGUCUUCCUCCUCGCGCAAAGCUGCUGCGUCGAAACCCGCCUCUGCUACUACCAACCCAUGGACGAUAGCCAGCUCACAGCCCAGUCGUAGCAGCAAUAGGCCCUUCAGUCGCACCAAUACAUAUUCCCAUGCUGGCCAUGGUUCCUCGGCCAGGCCAUCCACCCCAGGCUCCGCACCUGAUGAGCAGCUGGUCUUUAUCUCAUCUAGCCCGCCAAUUUCAGGUCCGAGUCCUGAGACGUCGCUGAACAAUAAGAGGUCGCCCGUGAAUGAUAAGAAGCACCCGCGUAGAUCGCCCGAGCCCGAGGACUCAUAUGAGCUUGACCCCUUCUCCUCUGACUCUUCACCGUACGCGCCCAGCCCUCGUAAGCAGAGGUCGCCAACCGCCAAGCUGGGCAAGACGGAGUCGAGUGACGGGCAACGCCAGGUCACCCCGCCCACCAUAGCCAGGGGCGCGGGGACGAGUAAUCCAGUCGCAAGGUCUAGAAAACUGGCAUCAGUUCUCGGCUAUGCUGGAGAACCACGUUUCGAAUCGAGACCAGCAGGUCUCCCAGAGCAACAGGCUGAUGGUGGGUUAUGUGAUGACGAAGGCGAGCUGGAGUCCAGCCGACCGAAAUUCAUAAGCCCAUACUCGAUUGUGGAUCUCUCGGACGACGAGGGUGACGAGCAACACAGCCGCCAGUCCAGGCCCAUUUCUACAGCAAGCAUCAAGCAGUCUCUCGACGGGAGGACAUCUCCCGAUCACAGCACAGUCAUGCGAUCAGGACUGGCUGUGGGAUCCUCCGUGCACAUUUCCAGAUCGGGGGAAAUUUUGGAAGACGAAUUUGUACACCCAAGCCCCAAAAUCACCACUUCCGCCAAACCCAACACGACCAAGUUGUACAUACCUAGAAAGAGUGCCGUCGGUUUCAUAAGGGAGGUCGAGGUCUCUAGAGAAGAAGCCGACCGCCUCAUGAGGGAGCAGAGCGGCAGUGGCGGUGGUGGGAGGGGUCGAAUGUUUCGCCGGAGUGAUAUAUCCUUUGUCGAUUUGACUGGAUCCUCGCCUUGA
Messenger RNA from Pyricularia grisea, 2787 nucleotides. RefSeq lists its product as uncharacterized. The record is from RefSeq and is a predicted model, not a curated record. The transcript has 2 exons. Gene Ontology annotation, molecular function: 5'-flap endonuclease activity; crossover junction DNA endonuclease activity. Lineage: Eukaryota; Fungi; Ascomycota; Sordariomycetes; Magnaporthales; Pyriculariaceae. The coding region runs from base 1 to 2787 and encodes 928 amino acids.